Molecule: messenger RNA, 4418 nt
Organism: Vollenhovia emeryi
Lineage: Eukaryota; Metazoa; Arthropoda; Insecta; Hymenoptera; Formicidae
Product: myb-like protein P
Exons: 8
Coding region: 158-3352 (1064 amino acids)
Cellular component (GO): extracellular region
Molecular function (GO): chitin binding
Source: RefSeq, a predicted model, not a curated record
GCCAAUUUCGCUCGACGAGGUGCUCGCACUACCUCCCGCUCGCAAUCGCACGGUAUAUACUUGUGAAUUUGCAUUUCAAGUGCCAGCCGAUGUGAGGACGGCGGGUUUCAUGAGGGAUUAGCGAAAAACGAGCGGAGCCGAGAGAGACAGUGCCAAUAUGCGGGAGAAACGAUGGCUGCUGCUGCUCGCUCUGUACGGAUUACUAUUGGCCCACGCCGUCUCCGCAGCACUCAAGACCAGGCCGAAAUUUAAGAUUGCGACCACCUCCACGACGACCACCACGACCGAGGAGCCCCACGUGGAAGAAAAUGAUCAAGCCAAUUCGGAGACGACAACGGUCGCGACCGAGACUAACGGAACGACUGGGCACACUUUGACGGGAAUUCCACAGAUCGAUUACAUAUGGGAUCCGAAUCUACCGCGCGAGUUAAACGGCUAUAAUCUCAGUGAUUAUCCAUUCUACAAUAGUAUACCCGAGGAUAUCGAUUUCAAAUGCGACGGCUUGCACGACGGAUUCUACGCCAGUGUGCCGCACAAGUGCCAGGUCUACCAUCACUGUCUCUUCGGCACCCGCUACGACUUCCUGUGCGCCAAUUUCACAGCGUUCGACCAGAAGACCUUCAUCUGCCACUUCGUCUCCGAGGUAGACUGCGCCAAUUCCAAGAAGUACUGGCACAGGAACGACGCCCUUUAUCAAGCUGCCACGACCACGACGACUACGACGACUACCGUGGCGCCGGUUACCACGCCGACCAGUCGAGCGGCUGCGCGCGAUCGGAUUCCACCCAGAAGGAGGCCACCAGCGAGAAGAAGACCCUACGAUUACUACGAGGAAGACUAUUACGACGAUGAGUACGGUCGCCCUCGUGACUUUGCCGGCCGAGACGACUACGAGUACGACGAUCGGAAGUACAGGCGGGACCGGGACCGUGAGUUCAGGGACCGGGACCGCGAUCGUGACUUCCGGGACAGGGAUCCGCCAGCGCGCGGUAGAGACGAUAGGGAUCGAGACGCCGGUAGGGACAGAUACUCGGCAAGGGGAAACAGAAGAGACCCACCCAGGUCGAGGGACCCGCCGGAGGAAGACCCGAGACCUCGGGGAAGGAAUCCGGAUCAAGGUGCCAGAUCUACGUCGAGGGAGGUUGAGGAUACAGAUACGUACGAUAGACGCCCGGAGUCGAGAAACCGGGACACCGAUGAACGAAGAUACGCCGAUAAGAGAUACAGAGAUGAUUACGACGAUAAGGAACCUGCGGCACCUUCGGCGAGCGCGUCGUCCAAUACGGAAGGCCUGGUGAAGCCGGCUGCGCCUAGCAGUUCGGUUUACUCGCGGCCAAGAGCACCGCCGAAGAUUAGGCGACCGGUACCACUUUCGGAGCAAGAUAGAUACGCGUACAAAACCACCCCUGCGCAGCCAACAGAGGAGCCACGACGGAGGCCGGUAGACCUGGAGGAUGACUAUUACGAUGACGAGUUGGAGGAUAUCAGACCGAGGAGGCCGCUCAGAAGAAGGCCCUCGUACAGGGAUAGAGACAGAGACAGGGACUUCUAUGAAACUCGGGACCGGGACCGUCCCCUCAGAACUCGUUAUCAUCCACCGGAAGAGGUACGGCUCAGGACACAUCAGGAUCGCUCGAGGGAUCGUUACUACGAUCGAGACAGGGACCGAAAUAGGGAUCGGGCCCUCGAUCGUGGAAAAGAUCGCGGUCCCGAGAGAUCCUCGGAUCGCGACUCGCGAGGACGGUCGCAAGAUUCCGACAGGCAGGAGCGACCGUACUCGCCUCGGCUUCUCGAUCGCGAGAGGGACACCGAGCGACCGCGAUCCUCUUCGAGAUCGAAGGAUCUAUCGGACGCCACUGAAGUGUCCAGAAGACCCAACUCGUACGAUCGAACGACCGAGAAGACUACCACUACCACAACCACCACAACUACGACCACCUGCUUGCCAGAACAGCUUAUUCGCAAACCUGAAGAAGACUCUAAAGAGCCGGUGACUGAUCGAUCGGAAAAGCCAUCUUAUCCGGAACGACCAGCCAGACCUCCCGCUCAGGCCCAAAGUGGUCGUGUAGUGGACGACACUGAGGAUUAUCACAGAAAUUUGUCGGAGAAAUCUCAGAGACCGUCUCAGCAAGUAGAUUACCAGGAUAGAAACUUGGAAGGUAGAAACGAACAGAAUCAGCAGCAGGUCGCGUACCCGGACGAAUACUCCUCCGAGUAUUACGACGAGCCUCUAGAAGAGCCACCGUCUCCUCCUCCACCUCGAACCACCGUUCGAAUCGUGAAAAGGCCUUUCCUACCGUCUCGAGGCGGUAAUCCCAAUCCGAGGGGAUUAUCGCCGGUCGGCUCUAAAGCGCCGCAUUCGCCGAGAAGAGACGAAGAGACAACGACCGACCACCGAAGCACUUUAAGCGAAAACGAAUACAGAGGUUACUACGUGCACGAGGAACAAGAAAACAGUAGGAACGUUAACCAUCAGGAGUCACCUCUGAGAUCGGACGAUAAGCAAACGUACGACGCGUACAAAGCUGUCCAGGGCGACAUUCAGAAGAAACAACGCCAGGAAGAGUACGAUAGCGCGAUAGCCAGACCAGCGCUACGAAAACCGACGGAAAAGACCGAGGAGGAAGUCUCGAGAGGCUCGGAAGAUCUGUCCAACUCCUCCAAAGGAUAUUCUACUCAGAAUCAAUCGUACGACUCGCGCAACCACCAGACCGAGAAUCUGGCGCCCAAAUGGAUAGAGAAUUACUCGAGUGAAAAGCACGCCAAUGUCGGCAGCGUGCAGACACCCUCGGGUUCCCCGAUCCGCAGCAAGGUGAGACUUCCCUCCGUCGAGACCACGUCGAACAUCUACAGCUCGACGUACAGGAACGAGGACAUACAGGACCUACCGUCGGGACCGGGCAGUUACAGAGCGAAGCAAAGGCUCAACGAAGUGACGCAUCGGCUUCAGGAUAUCCCCGAGAGCGAAUACGACGUUACUCUAAAUGACGCCCUGACGCCGACGUUGGUUCAGGAAGCCAAUUUGCCGAGCGGAUUCGUCCUGCCCCUUCACAGGCAGCUAGGUAGGGACACCGUGCUACAGCCUUCCGAGAACAACUACAAGCUCACCAGGCCGGUCAAUCAGCAGCAACAACUGCAGCAGCAGCAGCAGCAGCAACAGCAGCAGCAACAACAACAGCAGCAACAACAUCAACAUCAACAAAAAUCGUUCGUUCCGAGUCCUCAGUUCCUGCCGACGAGCAUCAACAAUAACGACCGGAGCCGAACGGUGUAUUACAGGACGCCGGAGGCUAUACAGGUCAGCGGAGCGCAAUACAGACAGAGACCAUGGCAAGAUUACACUGCGUACUAACGAGAUAUACAUCGUUGAUACACCGAUUACGAGUGUUGCGAGGAAGCGUUUGAGAGAUUUCACGAGGCGUACAUCUUGCCUCACGAGCGCUAAACGACUAAUUUAUGCUGCCACCGAUCGAUUUGAGAAAGACACUUUCAUGGAAGAAGAAUGCUGCGUUCUUUUAUGAAACUGACUUUCCGCGAACGGACCCAUCGCGUUCGACCCUGUCGCAAUCAGAUAAUCACUGUCUUUCAUUCCAAAGAACGCGCGACGCACCAGUCGCGCCGCUCUGAGGGUAGAAAAUAAUCUGCGGACGAUUCAGUUAGGUGAUAAUAACGCGCGUGAUUUCGAGGCGAUAUAAAUUAUUGGAAAUUAAGAGAUUGGAAAACGGACGAGGGGGGAGAUUAUUGUCACAAAUCGCAAACGUGGCGCUACGCCAUGCCUUUGGGAAGGAAACCAUAUUUUAAUACACGCGGAGAACAAUGAGAUAUUAAUCGUCAUGACAAUUAUCGAGACUCAUUAUUAUUUACGCGUAUUGCGAUGAAAAGCAAAGGCAGGAUUAAUGUUCAAUGAUAACACCGAUCAGAGAUAACUCGUUCUGAGAUCUUCGCUAGGGAAAUUCUGAAUGACUACUAGGUCCACUUGAAAUGAUGCAGCACUACACAGACGCUGCAGCACACGUCACAUAACAAACUCGUUUUCUCUGAACUAGCAACGUGAUACAAUGACCGAUCUUAAAACGUGAUACCUUGUAAUAACAGUUUAAUUUGCGGACAUUAAUGCACGUCGUUCACGUUAAUCGAAAUCGCCACUGAGGUUUCGGAGGUGCUGAAAAAGUUAUCUUCAUUUUCCUUAAUUAUAAACAAACUUGUAAAUAAUCGUGUAACUUUAUAUUCUAUGCACAUACGUUCAAGUUAAAUUGCGAUUCAAAAUAUCUGGUCCUUUGAACACAAAAAUUAUAUAUGUAUAUUAAGUUCUAUCGCCGAAUUCGAUAGCUAUUACUAGCGGAUAAGUCUUCCCGAGCGUAUAUCUUGUCUUAAAGCUAUGUCGAUAUUUACGUAUGACAUAAAAGAGUGAGAAAAUA